AUGUUAACCAAGAAAUUCACUCCAUCAGAGGAGAACGUGAAACUGAGAUCACAAAUCAGUGAAUUUGGCACUGCUGCAGCAGAAUACAACAAGAACAGGGGUGCAAUCCAGGACAGUCCCAUUCCAUUUGUCUCCUAUAAAACAGAGAAGGAGGAGGAAGUCGUAACAAGCACGGAGAAGUUCAUGCCUGAUUUACAGAUAACCAAUGAGUACAAGAGGUUCUCCAAUGACUAUUCAAUAAGAGUGAGUAACAUUCCACCAUCUGUGAAACAGGCUGAACUAGAGAGACUCUUUGCUGGUAAAAUUGAGAGAUACGCCAGGGUCUAUUUGGUGACUGAUAAAGUGACGAAUCAGUCGAAAGGAGUCGCCUACGUCUCAGUGAAGAACGAGGAGGCUGGAAAGACGAUUGUACGUGAAAUAGGCGAAGUGGUGAUGGAUGGAUUCUUGUUGAAUUUGGCAGUGGUAAAGAGGUAUUGA
Enterospora canceri is the source of this 477-nucleotide messenger RNA. Lineage: Eukaryota; Fungi; Microsporidia; Enterocytozoonidae. The record is from the annotation of a GenBank genome assembly.